AUGAACCGCCAGGCAGAGAACCCCCGAAAUUUUGAAUCGAAAUGGAAGAAGCGUAAAUCCGAGCAACGCCGUGAGGAAGAGAGAGAAGAAAAGACAAACGCCAGUGCAGAACAGAAAGCAAUCAAGACUAAGAACACAAUACUUAUGCAGAUAAAAGAAAAUUUCAUGAUCAUGAUUCCAUAA
Penicillium samsonianum is the source of this 183-nucleotide messenger RNA. RefSeq lists its product as uncharacterized. Bases 1 to 183 code for a protein of 60 amino acids. The transcript has 2 exons. The record is from RefSeq and is a predicted model, not a curated record. NCBI's taxonomy places the organism in Eukaryota, Fungi, Ascomycota, Eurotiomycetes, Eurotiales, Aspergillaceae.